Molecule: messenger RNA, 1529 nt
Organism: Vavraia culicis subsp. floridensis
Lineage: Eukaryota; Fungi; Microsporidia; Pleistophoridae
Exons: 1
Coding region: 24-872 (282 amino acids)
Source: RefSeq, a predicted model, not a curated record
CAAUUGUUCACAGAAAAAUUGGAAUGAACGAGCACAAAAAGCAGUUGUUGCUGAGGUAUUACCAGCUGAAAUCAUUUUACAAGCGAUUGGGUGUCAUAAAAAAAGCGUUACAGGUCAAACAAAAGUCUGCAUUCAAGUAUUCGGCCACGGACAAAAGUACAAAUUUUAACAUUGAUCACAUUGUGAGGCGAAAGAACAUGGCGGAGCUGAUGGACAUCCACAACACACUAUGGAUAAGCACAAAGAAUAUAUACGGCUACAGAUACAACAUAUACGGCAGGUACUUGAACAGGUAUUGCUUGGAUAGGGAUGGCGAUGCAUUAAAUGUACCGCUAAAUGAGGUUAAUGGUACUAAUUUGCUAAAAUUUGCCAUAGAAAACAAAAUACAGCCAAUUGUGCUUAUGAGAAAGAUUUUAGCGCUGAGAAAGAAGGUAAAAGACAAAUUCUCAUGUUUUGAAAUAGAGAAAUUGAAGGAACUGGUCGGUGAGCAUGGCAAUAAUUGGGUGCUGAUUUCCAAAUAUUUAGAUAAAACACCGCAACAGUGUCUGCAAUGCUACAAGAAGCUUGUGAAAAAAAAUGCUGGCCGAUGGUCAAGUAAGGAGGACGAACUACUGCUGCAGGCCAUUCAGAAACACGGUACAAAAUGGAUGAGUGUUAGUGAACACAUCGGUACGAGAAACGAUAUGCAAUGCCGAGAGCGAUACGUGAAUGUUCUGAGUGUGGCUAGGAAAGAGUGGACCGAGGGGGAUGAUAAGCAAUUGGUGGAGCUAGUUGGUAAGUUUGGACGGAGAUGGAAAAUUAUUGGGGAUCUUAUGGCAAGAAAUAACAAGGAAUGUAGACGGCGCUAUUUCAAGAUUUCUGCGGAAAGGUGAGGUGAUAAAUUACCGUUGCUGUUGUGGUAGCACAAACCAGAUCUUCACACGUGUUUAACAUGGCGUUUUAGAUAUUUGCUGUAUGUAACUGCUCUCUUACCGGUAGCUUGUGCAUUGCAAUCGUUAAGAUGUUUGUUGUGCAGGUCCAGGGCUGUUAUCUAAUAUUUGAAAAUUUGCAACAACCAAGCUUAGAACCGUUUGUGCUCAAGAACAGUAAAGGAAAGAGAGUUAAGGCUAACAAACCGGUACUAGACAAUGGCUUGUGGAGCAAAUACCAUGUUCUGGGUGGUAUUCUAUCCUCGGUAAAAUUAAUCUUGUUAAUCUGUCGCUUUCUCAUGCCGAUAUUUAUCAUUUCUAUCCACUAAAACCAUCGAAUGUGCCAAUCGUACGGUGUAAGGCAGUACGUUCCUGUUCAAAACACCAUGUUAACAAUACUAGCCAGACAAACUUGCAUAACCUGAGCAAGUGUUGGAUCAAAUGUGCAUGUUUAAUAUUUGUGAGAUAUACCGUGCAUGAAAUUGUGCUAGCUAUACCGGUACAUAACACCUGUUGUUAAAAAAUAAGUUUUUAAUGUUGACCUGGGGAGGCAGCGAUUUUAACAAGAUUAUUAUGUGUUACUAGCUGUGCUAUCUCCGCUUACAAAACCGAUAAAUUAAU